This is a messenger RNA of Penaeus monodon (black tiger shrimp), 1245 nucleotides long. Its product is annotated as beta-1,4-galactosyltransferase 4-like. Gene Ontology annotation, biological process: carbohydrate metabolic process. Lineage: Eukaryota; Metazoa; Arthropoda; Malacostraca; Decapoda; Penaeidae. The coding region runs from base 122 to 1216 and encodes 364 amino acids. Gene Ontology annotation, molecular function: glycosyltransferase activity. The record is from RefSeq and is a predicted model, not a curated record. The transcript is spliced from 7 exons.
CCCUCUAUUUAACUCUCUCUUCCCAUCCUCUUUCGCUCCUAUUUUCUGUCUUUUACUCGUUUUCUCCUUCUUCCCCCCCCUGUUUAUCUACCUCUGUCUCUCGCAGUCUCCGUCUACCACGAUGCACAGGCUCUUCCCAGUGUUGAUGACGUUGCUUUUGGUAACACUGUUCUUCCUGGCUGCCGUGAGAGUGCUUGUGAAUUUUCCCGAAGUGAUGGUGGGUCCAAGCCAGCGAGACCUGAGUUCUCUGCUGAAGCCUGGUCUCAGCCAAGACAGCCGAGAUCCUUUUCUGAAGCCUGAAGACAGCCAAAGCCGAGAUUCUCUGCUGAAACCUGAUCUAAGCCACGAAAGUCAGGAUCCUUUUCGGAAGCCUGAUUCCACGGAAUACAACACGAGUUCCUUUCCCAGCUCCACGACAAAUACUAACGCAGGCGAAGAGACAGGCGCCUUGCCCUCCUGCCCGGAAAUGCCUGUAGUCUCAGUUCACAAAAUAACGGUAGAAGAGGCGCAGGAGGCGAUAACGGGCGUGCGAGCAGGCGGGUCGUGGCGGCCGCCCCGCUGCGCCCCGCGACGGAGGAUGGCCGUCAUCGUGGCCUUCAGGAACAGGGAGGCCAUGCUGGGUCCCUUUCUGUACCGCAUGCACCCUUUCCUCCAACAACAGUUCCUGAACUACACGAUCUAUUUGGUGGAACAAACACCGGAGGGGAACUUCAACCAGGCCAAGCUGUACAACGUGGGGUUUGUGCGGGCGCGUGCUGAGGGCCCCUGGGACUGCUACGUGUUCCAUGAUGUGGACUGCCUGCCCGAGAACGACCACAACCUCUACUUCUGCACAGACCAGCCGCGUCACCUCGGGGUCUCGCGUUCGAAAACUGGCUAUCGAUACAGCAACAUGUACCUGGGCUGUGCUAAUGCCCUGACUGGGUGGCAGGUGGAGAGAGUUAACGGUUGGAGUAACAGGUACUUCGGCUGGGGUGGCGAGGACAACGACAUGCUCCGACGCAUCAGAGCCUCAGGAAUGAGUGUGAUUCGCAUGAACGAAAAUGUGGCGACUUACAAGAUGCUGCAACACCCCAGGGCAAGGAGGAAUCUAGAAAGGAAAAUGUUUCGAAGAGCUCAAUGGACAUACAAGCAAGACGGUCUGAACACUUUGAACUACACCCUUGUUGAGCUGGAGCGUCGCCCACUGUACACUUGGCUGUUCGUUCGCGUGUGAGGCCGUGGGGGGGAAAGAGAGGAGAGAAG